CGACCCCAAAAGGGAAAAGCAGUAGAAAAUGGAUGGAUGGAUGGAUGGAUGGAAACCACCGUGCUCUUAGGAAAACAAUUUUGUAACAUUGGCCAGAUUUCUGCCUUGCAACAAUUGUGUCUCUGAGCUCCUUGGGCAGUUCCUUCGACCUCAUUUUUCUCAUUUGCUCUGACAUGCACUGUGAGCUGUAAGGUAUUCUAUAGACAGGUGUGUGUCUUUCUUAAUCAAGUUUAAUCAGUUUAAUUAAACAAAGCUGGACUCCAAUGAGGGAAUUUAACCAGCUCAAGGAGGAUCAGAACAAAUGGACAGUGUGUGUCACAGCAAAGAGUCUGAAUACUUAUGACCUUGUGAUUAAAAAAAAAAAAAAAGGCAACAAAUUCUACUUUUUUUUUUUUUUUUUGUCAAGAUGGUUGCAUUUUUUUUUUUUUACUGAUUUAUAGGUAAUUUGUGAUGAAAAUUAUUUAAAAAAAAACAACCAAUGCAGGUAUAUCCUUUCUCCCUUAUUAAACAUGACCAAAAGGCUACAGGAGGCUCUGACUUGUUUCUGUUUUGUUUAGGAAACGUUGGACCAGCAGCGAAACAGUGGCACUAUUCUGGAGGAGACCAACAGUAUGCUGCAGCCUUUUGUGCUACAUUAGGAGGGGUCAAGGGAUGGUGAUGGACUGGCAAUGCGGGACCCUCAACAGGAAGAGGAAAAAGCUUCUAACAUCCACCAUCUUUAUGGAGGAGUAGAAGACCUUUGCAGAGACAACCGUAGAAGUUUGAACUCCAUGUCCAAGAGCGAUAAGGCAAUGCUAGAAAACAAGGCUAACCACACAACAUAUUUGGCACAAUUUGUACGUUUUCACUGAGGAGUUUAUUCACUUUAACACCUAGACUCUAGAAGUUAUUUCAUUUGUCUCCCAUCUUAGCCGAUGCCUCAGGGGGCCCAGAAAGCUCUCAUUCUGAACAGGCCUCAAUGGACUGCGCUGUUCGCUAAUGUGCACAUUUCUUCAUCGACACACUGUUGCUUCUGUGUGCAAGAAUAACGGAUGCUGAGAAACCCUAAUAAUGGCGCCGACGUUGCACAUUCCACCGAGAAUUGGACACAUGUGACUCUGAGGAAGAACAAAUAAAAUGUGGUAGUUUUACCUAAUGGUGCGGCUAAAAGCAGCGGGUACGGAAGUGGUUACAGCCCUGUCAACUAAAUUAGCGAAUCAUGAAGAAUUUAUUUAUGAUAAUAGCAGGGACUCGUUCAGAAAACAAAGCGUUACAUGUGGACUGGCAAUCCUCCUGCAGAGUUUCAGCCAUCAUGUCCUGGGACAAGUACCUUCAAUACCGUGCCCUGCCCCUGCCUCCUGGAGCCCACACGGAACAGAGCUUGGAAUAUGCCCAGAACUUCUCUGUGGAGGAUACAGAUGUGUUUGCUGUGACUUAUCCCAAAUCAGGUACAAUCUGGAUGCAAGAGAUCCUCCCGCUGGUGCUGAAUGAGGGGGACCUGACACCCAUCCUAACCAUCCCCAACUGGGACAGAGUUCCCUGGCUGGAGGAGAAGAGGUUACAAGAAGUGGUGGAUCAGCUGCCCUCCCCAAGAGGGCUGGUCACACAUUUUCCUUACCAGUUCAUGCCACCUUCCUUCAAAACUUCCAGUGCCAAGGUGAUCUACGUCAUGAGGAACCCCAAGGAUGUCAUUGUGUCGUCAUAUUACUACCAUCAGAUGGCGACUUUCCUUGAGGACCCUGGAACUUUGGACGAGUUUAUUGACAAAUUCCUGCAAGGCAGAGUGUUGUUUGGCAAAUGGACGAACCACUUGAAGAGCUGGAAGCGUGCAGAGUUAGGAGACCGAAUCCUUUUUAUUACAUAUGAGGAAAUGAUUCAGGAUCUUCCUGCAGCUCUACGUAGGAUUUCCGAUUUCUUGGGAAAGAACCUGAGUGACGAAGUCAUUCGGAGAAUAGCAGAUAAUUGUUCCUUCAAGUCCAUGCAGGCCAAUGCAAUGUCCAACUUCAGUUUGAUGCCCAAAGAGUACAUGGACACUGAAAAAUCUCCAUUCUUUAGGAAAGGUGUUGCCGGGGACUGGAAAAAACAUUUUACUGCAGAACAAGUGGCCCGCAUCUCCUCCACCAUUUACAAGGAGCUGGAGGGAGAGAACUUCACUUUGCCCUGGACCCUGGACGGAGCAGCAGACAAGGGAAUAUAAGAUAAAAUGUCAGCGCUGGAAAUUUAGUAGGCCAACAAUCUUCACUAGUAGGAUAUACAAUACUUGUUUUUUUACACUUGUAUUGAGUUUUGGUCAUAUUUGUGCUCUUCCUUAUUAUGUUCACCUGUGUAUUGAGUCUUUUUGUCACGGUCUUAGAGCUCCUGCCAUUUUCUUUGCAUGUGUUUUCACUGGUUUUUGCUCUUCUGUGAUUUAUAGUUUAUUACCUACUAUUUACUACCGCGGUUGUGACAACUACAGUACUUUCUUUCUUUCUUUAGUUUAUUUUGAACAUGAACACACUUACAGCAUAAUACAUCACACAAUUUCAUAUAAUUUCUCUAUACAUCGUGUCCGAAAAGGAGUAGGAAUUGCUUAUUUAAUCCUACACCUUUUCCACUUCAGAGUGUUUACAAAUACAUACGUUCAUUUACUGACUUCUUUUUGUUGCACAACGACAUUCGUGAAUGAUUAAUACAGAAUGUCUUGUAAUAGAUAAUUAAGUCAGUCAUGAUAAACAUACUGAGAUUAAGAAUAUCCCGGUAGGUCGAAGGUGUUUCUCAUAAUUCUUCUUCUUUGUACUUUGCAAGCACUAUUAAAUUUGAACAACUUCUUAAACUGGA
Molecule: messenger RNA, 2796 nt
Organism: Entelurus aequoreus (snake pipefish)
Lineage: Eukaryota; Metazoa; Chordata; Actinopteri; Syngnathiformes; Syngnathidae
Product: sulfotransferase 2B1-like
Exons: 8
Coding region: 1199-2176 (325 amino acids)
Biological process (GO): sulfation
Cellular component (GO): cytoplasm
Molecular function (GO): sulfotransferase activity
Source: RefSeq, a predicted model, not a curated record